AGAGGUCAGCGUCUGCGGUCCUGAGCCUGCGCGUUCGAGGAAAAAUAAUUUUGUUGAUAUGUCUGCCGUAGGGUUUUAAUGAAUAUUUUUGCGGGAUUUAGUGUUUCAGGAAGACUGUACGCCCGCGGCCUGGUCUGAUGGAAAACUCCAGAGACUUGGUGGAGCGUCCAUCCAGGAAGCGCCGGGACUCCUUUGGGAUGCUGGACGGUUUGGAGGAGGAUCGAAGCAGCUGCAGUACUGAGUCCAGUGGGGGAAGUGGAGCAUCCAGCCCCGAGGACAGUGAGGAUGAAGAGUUAGGAGAAGGAGGAAGAGGAGGAGGGGUGACUCAACUCGCCCCCUCUUCCUCCUUGACACUAAUCAAGACCAAUGGACAGGUUUACACCUACCCCGACGGGAAGGCAGGCAUGGCAACAUGCGAGAUGUGUGGUAUGGUGGGAGUCCGAGAUGCUUUCUACAGUAAAACCAAACGUUUCUGCAGCGUCUCCUGCUCUAGAAGUUACUCCUCCAACUCCAAGAAGGCCAGCAUCCUUGCCAGACUGCAGGGGGAAUCAGGCCGGUGUCUGUCUCUCUGUGUUUUAAAGGGGAAACCUCCCACUAAGAAGGCCAAGGUUCUGCAGAAACAGCCUCUGAUUACCAAACUAGCCGCUUACACUCAGCACCAAGCCAACCAGCAGAGCGGUGUCAAAAAGAGCGUUUCUGUGGAGGUGUUUGACUGGGGUCGUUACCUUGGCGAUGGAGAUGUGAUGGGAGCGCCAGUCAGCUGCUUCAAACACGUCCCGAUGGGGAAGUCGUGGGGCGGCAUCAGUGAAGGCGUUCGAGUCGAAGUCCCAAACACUGACAGCGGCUUGCCCAUGAAGGUUUACUGGAUUGCUGGCAUCAUUAAACUGGCUGGUUUUAAGGCCUUGAUGCGUUACGAAGGCUUUGACAGCGACUCCACCAGAGAUUUCUGGUUGAAUCUGUGCGUGCCCGACAUCCACCCAGUUGGCUGGUGUGCUGCCGAAGGAAAAGCUCUGGUCCCUCCUCAGACCAUCCUGCACAGGUUCACCAACUGGAAGACCUUCCUUAUUAAACGACUAACAGGAUCGAAAACACUGCCACCAGACUUCCCCUCCAAGGUGCAGGAGAGCAUGCAGUUUCCCUUUAAGAAGCAGAUGAGGGUGGAGGUGGUGGAUAAGACUCACCUGUGUAGGACUCGGGUCGCUCUGGUCGAACAGGUGAUAGGCGGUCGUCUGCGGCUGGUGUAUGAGGAGUGUGAUGACGGGACGGACGACUUCUGGUGUCAUAUGUACAGCCCUUUGAUCCACAGCAUCGGCUGGUCUCGGUCCAUCGGACACCGCUUCAAACGAUCCGAUGUGUCGAAGAAGCUGGAUGGUCUGGUGGACGCUCCUGGACAGCUGUUUGUGAAGGUGAAGGAGGUGGAUCAAAGCGGUGUGUGGUUUGAAGAUGGGAUGAAGCUGGAGGCCAUUGACCCUCUGAACCUGUCUGCCAUCUGUGUGGCAACAGUCAAGAAGGUCCUAGCUGACGGAUAUCUGAUGAUCGGCAUUGAUGGUUCAGAGGCAGCUGACGGAUCAGACUGGUUUUGUUAUCACUCCACCUCUCCUUCCAUCUUCCCCGCUGGCUUCUGUGAGAUCAACAACAUUGAGUUGACUCCCCCAAGAGGCUACACUAAUCUUCCCUUCAAAUGGUUUGAGUAUCUGAAGGAGAACAAGUCUCUGGCUGCUCCAGUCAACCUCUUCAACAAGGACGUACCUAACCAUGGUUUCCGUCCUGGUAUGAAGCUGGAAGCUGUGGACCUCAUGGAGCCCCGGCUGGUCUGUGUUGCUACGGUAACCCGCAUUGUGCACCGGUUGCUACGAAUACACUUUGAUGGCUGGGAGGACGAGUACGACCAAUGGGUGGACUGUGAGUCGCCUGACCUGUACCCGGUCGGCUGGUGUCAGCUGACUGGAUACCAGCUGCAGCCUCCUGCUCUUAAUGCAGUUUCAGGUUCCAGAGAGCUACAAUCAGCAGUGUCCAAACAGAGAAAGAAAUCUCAGCAGUACAAGGGACAAAAGAAAAAGAGGAAGCUUCCCAUCGCCAAGCGACCCGUCAGUCUCUCCAGUGUUGUGGUGAUGGGUGUCCCCAGGAGCCUGUCAGGAGAUGAGAAUGAGAUGCCACCUUAUUACCCAUCACCCCCUACUCCUGCUGCAGCAGCCCAACCCCACUCUGUCGCCCCAGAGAGCAGCCCUAAUACUGAGAGAGGGGCAGGUUCACAGAUUAAAGAGGAGAGUGCUGAAGGGACAGAGUUAUCUUCUGGAAGGACUGAAACAGAAACCAAUGGAUCCUCUAGAGAAUUAUUCACCAGCCAGGACUAGAAGUAGGCCUCAUGUGUUUCUCCCUCUCUCCUUUAAUCUCUCUAUCAUUCACAUCUUUCUAAAUUUCCCUAGAAUUUGAGUUUCAAGCAUCGUAAAAUCAUCUACUGUGAUUAAUGUUUGGAUAUUAGAUGAGAACCUAAAACAUGUUAAUUACAUUACAUGCUAUUUGAGGUUGGCACUGUGUUAGAGGGUGUCAAAGCAAACUUUCACAACUAUAGCUGGCUGUUCACACACUGGAGUCAUUGGAUUAGCAGGUGUGUAAUCUGAAGUAGAGUCUGGGAGUGUGCUCAAAACCUUUGUUUGAUAGUUUUUUCACUGCCAAGAUCUUUGUUGUUUGUACAUGUAUAUGUUCACUUGCUAUGUUCAAGGGUCAAAACUCUUGAAGUAAUAAUAAUGAUAAUGGAUGCUGUGUAAUGUCAUGUUGAGAUUAGCAGUCAUUUAAAAAUAGUGUGUUUGUGUGUGUGAACACUGUCUUUUGGAUUCUGGUUUAAUGACCUGUCAGGACACAAAGAAAUUGAGCUGAAAGGCUGCACCAUUAACUCAUCUUUUAUUUCAGCUAAAGAGACUUCGGGCCACAUGUGCAGUUAGAAUUAAAUUUUAUUAUAGUAGCUGUCACCAGUGUGUUCAUAGCAGGCAGCCCGGUGGUUGGAUGUGAGGAACUGUAUGAAUGUGAAUCAGGGUGCUAAUGAAAAACACAAUUAGACUUCCCUCAAUGAAUAACCAAACAUUUCAUAAACAGAUUUUAAUUGUAGUUCAACAGCUAAAAGAGUUAUAAUAUACAUCUGCAAUCACUAGUUAUUGAUACCUCACAAAAAUAUAUUAAAUAAGGAUUAGAUUUAAUUAAAGUAAUCUUUAACUUAUAAAAGCUGUAAAACAAAAUAAU
This is a messenger RNA of Monopterus albus (swamp eel), 3237 nucleotides long. RefSeq names its product MBT domain-containing protein 1-like. Gene Ontology annotation, cellular component: nucleus. The transcript is spliced from 18 exons. Bases 138 to 2354 code for a protein of 738 amino acids. Lineage: Eukaryota; Metazoa; Chordata; Actinopteri; Synbranchiformes; Synbranchidae. The record is from RefSeq and is a predicted model, not a curated record. Gene Ontology annotation, biological process: negative regulation of DNA-templated transcription. Gene Ontology annotation, molecular function: chromatin binding; zinc ion binding.